Molecule: messenger RNA, 3745 nt
Organism: Camarhynchus parvulus
Lineage: Eukaryota; Metazoa; Chordata; Aves; Passeriformes; Thraupidae
Product: protein-glutamine gamma-glutamyltransferase 5-like
Exons: 13
Coding region: 98-3745 (1215 amino acids)
Biological process (GO): peptide cross-linking
Molecular function (GO): protein-glutamine gamma-glutamyltransferase activity
Source: RefSeq, a predicted model, not a curated record
GCAGAGGAGAUCAGCCAGACCUUGCAGUGCGUCUUGCUGAGGAGCUGGUAUAUCCACCAGUACUGUGCUUCAGAUACCAGUACAUGUAGAAGAAAAAAUGGAAGUUAUUGAGCUGGGAGAAGUCGACCUGAACUGUCCUUCCAACUGUCAAAUACAUAAUACCCAUUUCUUUGGAACUGACAGACAGAUAAUAAGGAGAGGGCAAGCAUUUAGUUUAUAUGCUCGCUUCCAAAAUCGAGAAUGGGAUGACUCCGUGGACCAGGCUGCUUUCACCGUGGAGACAGGCCUCCGACCCUGUGAAUCAAAUGAGACAAAAUGCACCUUCCCAAUGGGCAGAUGUCUGGAUCAAACCUGCUGGAGUGCUUCCUACAAAGUUCAUCAGCCAAAAUGCAUCAGUAUCAGUGUGUUUCCUCCUUCCAAUGUCUGCAUUGGCCGUUAUAUUCUCAAUAUGCAAAUCACAUCUUGUGGUCACACAUAUCAGCGGUGUCUUGGAGAUUUUUAUGUCCUUUUUAACCCUUGGUGUGCAGAUGACUCUGUAUAUUUGGACAAUCAGGCCCAUAGAGAAGAAUAUGUUCUGAACGAACAUGGAAUACUGUAUGAAGGAGUCCACAAGCACAUAACCUCUCGACCAUGGCACUUUGGACAGUUUGAAGAUGGGAUUCUGGAUAUCUGCUUGAAGAUCUUAGAUAUGGGUGCGAGUUACCAUCAUGGCUCUGAUCGUGAUCACUGCUGGCGCAAUGACCCCGUGCAUGUCAGCAUGGUGGUGAAUCACAUGAUAAGCAGCCAUACCACUAACAGUAUCAUGAAGAUUCCAGAAAACAAUGAUUACCUGAAAGGAACAAAGCCAUUUUCCUGGAAUGGAAGUGUCCCUAUUCUACAGCAGUGGUACAGUGGCAGAUGCAGGCCGGUCAGAUAUGGGUACUGUGGAUCUCUUGCUUCAGUAAUGUGCACAGUGAUGAGAUGUUUGGGAAUUCCAAGCCGUGUUGUCACAAGCUUCUGUUUUCCUUGCUCAAUUGAGAAUCCCCUUGGUAUCAAUGAGAUUUUUGACUCUACUGGUAAAAACCUGUGUGGCAAAGACAAACUAUGGCGAUACCACUGCUGGAAUGAAUCUUGGAUGGCUCGCAGAGAUAUAAAUCAGUGCUGUGGUGACUGGCAGUGUCUGGAUCCAACACCUCUGGAAACAGGCAGAGGUUCAGCUUGCAGUGGUCCUACAUGGGUUCGGAGCAUCAGGGAAGGGGAACUGGACUUGGAUUAUGAUGGUCAUCAUAUGUUUUCUAGAGUAAAUUCAAACUAUGUUGGCUGGCUCUCCCAAAACAAUGCCAAAAGAACGAAAUUUUUCUGUGACACAUGGCCAUGUGGACAACGUCUAAUCACCAAGAGUGUUGGCAGUGAGCAAUUUGAAGAUAUCACUGGAGCUUACAAGUAUGAACUAGGUUCUGUGAAAAACAAAGAAGCCCAUUACCGGGCUUACAGAAGGAUUCACCCAGGGUACUGCAACGCUUCCAACUGUCAUAUCGACAGAGAGCUAUCGUCUCUGAAAAACCCAUUUCUGAGUGACUCCGGAAUUAACAUGAGGUUAAAGAUGGCCAACUGCCCAAUGUAUGGUGAAGAUGUCCAGCUCAACUGGCUGCUCGAAAAUUUGCGUAAUGAGAACAAAACCCUGAAGUUUAAUUUGUGUGCACAAAUUAUAACCUACAGUGGUGUCCCAAUGGAUCAAUUUUGGAAAGACUGUGUGACUGUCACAUUGGGUCCAAGGGAAGUGAAAAAAAUUCCACUGUGUAUAUCAUAUAAUCAAUAUGGACCUUAUCUCUGUGAUCACAACAUUAUGAAAGUGGUUGCUGUCUCAGACCCUGAGUGUGGAGAAAUUCUGAUGGUGAGCAGGGAUAUUGUAGUCAACAGACCACCUGUUAUUGUAAAGCUACUGAGCCAACCCAGACUGAAAGUACCAUGUACUGCAGAGAUCUCCUUCUGUAAUCCUCUCCAGGAGGAUAUGAAGAAUUGUAUAAUGACAUUAGAAGGCUGUGGUUUAUUCAAAGAGCCAAUGACCAUUGAUUUGGGAACGCUGGCAUCCAACCAACAGGCACGGACCAUUGUGGAGUUUACACCUUACAGGCUUGGCUGCCACCGGCUCCUGGCCAACCUUGGGUGCCACAAGUUUGCCUACUGCAAGGGAUGUGCCAAAGCUGAAGUGUGUUGCUCGGCAGGCCAGAAUGGUGUCCUGCCCAUUGGCCAGAACGGGUCUCUCCCCGUGUGUGAGAAUGGCUCCGUCCCCAUGAACGGCUCUGGGGGAGCCGGAACUGCUGUCCCUGUGGCAGACCCUGCCUUCAACUCCAUGUGUGAAUAUAUAUGUAUCCCAGUGUGCAACCCAAACUGCAGCGCAGGAGGACAGCCAGUGUAUGAUUUUGUGUACCUCCCUGCAGGCCAUCCCUUAUGCAACACCAUCUGCAACCAAGGCUUCAAUCCAAGCAUCAAUCCUGGUUUUGAGAUGGGAUGCGAUCCUGGCUUCCGUGUCAUAUGCGAGACUGUACCUCCUGCUACGUGUGCUCCAAUGGCUCCAUCCGUGUACAGCUCCAUGCCAGCCCCAGCAUCCAACCCUGUUUGCACCACUAUGCCUCACGUGGUGUUUGAGACAGGUCCUGCUCCCACACACCCCUCUGGAGCUGGAGGGGGGCCAAUGUCCUAUUCUGUCUCUGUCCCCGCGAAUAAUGCGGUGAGUGCGCUGCUGACCCACUUCAUGGGUGGCCCCAGUCCCAAUGGGGCAACCCAGGCAGUCCCUAUGUCUGCUCCGCCAUCCUACUCCAUGUGCUCUCCAGUAAUCCACACCAUAGGCAACCCCAUCCAGUCUGCAACCCCCCUUUCAGUGCCUGGUGCCUCCAUCUCACACGUCGUUUGCAGCUCCACACCCUCUCCCACCACCCAGCCUCCGUGCGGCCCAGCGGCCACCCUGUCCUCCCAGCCCCUGAAUGCCGCCGUAGCGCACGGCAUGUGCUCCCCGGUGGCCUCCCCGGUGCCCCGUGCUGCUGACCGCAGCAGCACCCCGACAGUGCUGCACGUGGGCAGUGCCUCUGCAUCCCACUCGCUGUGCUCCCCGGCGCCCCAGCGUCCCGUGGGACCCCCGGCCUCCCACUCGCUGUGCUCUCCGGCCCCCCGCCCCGUCGGGCCCCCCGCGGCCCACUCCCUGUGCUCGCCCACCUCCGCCUCGCUGGUGGCCGUGGGAGCCCGCCCUGCCAGCUCGCCGGCCGCUCAGCCCCUGGACUCCUCGGCUGCUGCCUGCCUGCCGUGCUCCCCAUCGCCGCGCCCCCUGGCAGGUCCCACAGCCCGCUCCCUGUGUGCCCCCACCUCUCGCUCCAUCUCCCAGCUUGUGGGCACCUCUGGCUCUCGCUCCUUGUGUGGUUCUCAGUGGGGCCCUUCCUAUGAGACCACCAGUCGCUUUGGCUCCACGUGGGCUCCCACCUCCCGAUCCUUGUGGAGCCCCGAGGGGCGCUUGGGCUACUCCUCGACCCGUGCCACCUACGGCAGUCUUACACGCCCUCCCUACAGCUCCUUGAACCGCUCCUCCUACACCUUGUCCCGCUCUGGCUACGCUACCCUACCCCGCUCCACCUCCCCCUCUCCCUCUGCCUAUGCCGCCCUGACUCGCUCCGGCUCCUGCCCCUCUGGCAGUACCCUGGCUCUGGCAGGGUCCCGCAGGCCCUGGAGUCCCACAAGGAGCACUCUCACCUAUUUCAAACGCAGAUAUCUGUAA